GAGACGCCAGCCUGCAUCUGCCAUGGGGCUCGGGUUGAGGGGCUGGGGACGUCCGCUGCUGACCGUGGCCACCGCCCUGAUGCUGCCCAUGAAGCCCCCCGCAGGCUCCUGGGGGGCCCAGAUCAUCGGGGGCCACGAGGUGACCCCCCACUCCAGGCCCUACAUGGCAUCCUUGCGCUUCGGGGGCCAACAUCACUGCGGAGGCUUCCUGCUGCGAGCCCGCUGGGUGGUCUCCGCCGCCCACUGCUUCAGCCGCAGAGACCUCCGCACUGGCCUGGUGGUGCUGGGCGCCCACGUCCUGAGUACCGCGGAGCCCACCCAGCAGGUGUUUGGCAUCGAUGCUGUCACCACGCACCCCGACUACCACCCCAUGACCCACGCCAACGACAUCUGCCUGCUGCGGCUGAAUGGCUCUGCUGUCCUGGGCCCUGCAGUGGGGCUGCUGAGGCUGCCAGGGAGAAGGGCCAGGCCCCCGACAGCCGGGACACGGUGCCGGGUGGCUGGCUGGGGCUUCGUGUCCGACUUUGAGGAGCUGCCGCCUGGACUGAUGGAGGCCAAAGUCCGAGUGCUGGACCCGGACGUCUGCAACAGCUCCUGGAAGGGCCACCUGACCCUUACCAUGCUCUGCACCCGCAGUGGGGACAGCCACAGACGGGGCUUCUGCUCGGCCGACUCUGGGGGGCCCCUGGUGUGCAGGAACCGGGCUCACGGCCUCGUUUCCUUCUCGGGCCUCUGGUGCGGCGACCCCAAGACCCCCGACGUGUACACGCAGGUGUCUGCCUUUGUGGCCUGGAUCUGGGACGUGGUUCGGCAGAGCAGCCCCCAGCCCGGCCCCCUGCCUGGGACCACCAGGCCCCCAGGAGAAGCCGCCUGAGCCACAACCUUGCGGCAUGCAAAUGAGAUGGCCGCUCCAGGCCUGGAAUGUUCCGUGGCUGGGCCCCACGGGAAGCCUGAUGUUCAGGGUUGGGGUGGGACGGGCAGCGGUGGGGCACACCCAUUCCACAUGCAAAGGGCAGAAUCAAACCCAGUAAAAUGUUAACUGAC
This is a messenger RNA of Gorilla gorilla gorilla (western lowland gorilla), 1044 nucleotides long. RefSeq names its product serine protease 57 (gene PRSS57). Bases 23 to 874 code for a protein of 283 amino acids. Lineage: Eukaryota; Metazoa; Chordata; Mammalia; Primates; Hominidae. Gene Ontology annotation, biological process: proteolysis. Gene Ontology annotation, molecular function: serine-type endopeptidase activity. The transcript has 5 exons. The record is from RefSeq and is a predicted model, not a curated record.